AUGAGAAAGUGGCUUAUGAGCAGGCUUUCCCAACACGCACCCACGGCAUCAAGCGCUCACAGACCCACGAUGAAUUUCUCCAUGCUUGAGCUACCACCUGAGCUUCGGCUCUGCAUCUUCGAGCAACUUGACCCUCAUGCGGACAAAGACACACUGCGUGCUGCCGCGCGUGCGUGCCGUCUGUUACAGGAUCUGGCCGAGCCGUUUCUGUACAAGCAUAUCUUCUUACGCACUGGGCUUGAAGUCGCAACGCUUCUCAAGAGCGUUGCGGCACGCCCUGCUCGCGUUAAACUCAUCCAUACGCUUGAUGUUCGGUGCCAGUGGGGCAAGUCUUCCGGCAUUGAGAGGCUAGAAGCUUUGUUGCGUACCGCCGCAAAUAUUGACACCCUUACGAUCGAAAGUCCAUACUGCAACAGUGGUAGAUGGCAUUCUACAGGAGGAGCAUGGGAGCCGCUGAAACGGGCACUUCUCGAGCCCAUCGCUGCCGCUUCGCUGCCUAACGCACACCCUGACGGGCAACCGUUGCAGAACCUCACCACAUUGACACUCCAUCUCAACGGCGAGCGUAGCGAGUUCUGGUAUAUGAUGGACUAUCAAGCCGACAUAUUCGGGCAUCCUACACUACGGGAUCUGACAAUGUCAUGCGCGGCUAUACCGAGUUUGAGCAAGCGGCAUCUGAGCAAGUAUACCAAGUCUCCUCUGAAGCGCCUCACUCUUGAUCAAUGUCAGAUCAGCCUGAUCGGACUCGCCGCUCUUCUGGCCAUCCCAGCUGCGCUCGAGUAUCUGUAUCUCGGAGAAUACACCCUCGACAAUGAUGAGCAGCAGUGGCCUCAGGGAGAGGAAUACGAUACUUUGUGCCAUAGGAGCGCGAACGCUUUCAUACUUGCGCUCGGUCAGCAGGCCAACUCUCUGACAACACUGACCUAUUAUGAGCGAUUCUCCUCUUCGCUGUACGGCGGACGGCAGCAGCUAGGUUCUGGACUAAAUGUGCUCCACCAGCUUAAAGAGCUUCGGCUUCUCGGCGACACAGACGCUCAGCUACAAACUAUGUUGAUGUCCGACCUGACCUCACCCCCAGUACUUCGCGCACUCCAUCUCCAAGAACACUCGCUUCUGGAAUGGAUAGCACUUGAGGUCGAUGACGAAGGCAACUUCCUACAACUCGCGGAGAGCUCGUCACUGCCCGGACCCAUAGCCGAUCUGCUUUCGGCAAAUUCCGAGCUUAAAGUCCUGCAGUUCAGAGUUCCGCAAUUGUACGAAACAACAAGAGCUAGGUGGUCGGGCGUUUCCCAAGCGAUCGCGAGCUUAGGAGAGAUGUUACGUGAACGCGGUAUAGAUUUCCGCGUACACCUCUGCCCUAGGCAGCCAAGGUUCGUACGGCCAAUACUAUAUGGGGAGGUGGAAGAUGUGGACGAGCUCCUCUACUCGAAUUGCGGUGAGGCAUAUAUCCCUCUUUGCGGGCAUUCCGAUGGCGGCCAACUCAUUGAGUCAGACAACAGUGAGUAUGAAGACGGGGCCGGAUUCGACGGAGAUUGGUCGGAGACUGCGCUGGAGCAGAGCAGCGACGACGAAGAAUAG
This is a messenger RNA of Baudoinia panamericana UAMH 10762, 1578 nucleotides long. RefSeq lists its product as uncharacterized. Gene Ontology annotation, molecular function: protein binding. The transcript is spliced from 2 exons. NCBI's taxonomy places the organism in Eukaryota, Fungi, Ascomycota, Dothideomycetes, Mycosphaerellales, Teratosphaeriaceae. The record is from RefSeq and is a predicted model, not a curated record. The coding region runs from base 1 to 1578 and encodes 525 amino acids.